CAGGAAGGACCGAGCCCGCGUCACGCCCCUUAGCCCCCACCGAGUCCCUUCUCUGUUGCCGCGUCCGAAUAGGGUUCCCGGAAUCAGACGGUGCCCCAUAGAUGGCCACCUUUUCCCCCGAGGGUUAACAAGAAAGAGAUCGUGAGAUCACGUACUGUAGGGGAACUUUUAGCUCCGGCAGCUCUUUUUGACAAGAAAUGUGGUGGUGAGAACUGGACUGUGGCUUUUGCUCCAGAUGGUUUCUACUUUGCAUGGUCCCAAGGAUAUCGCAUAGUGAAGCUUGUCCCGUGGUCCCAGUGCCUUAAGAACUUUCUUUUACAUGGUUCCAAGAAUGUUGCCAAUUCAAGCUGUCUAAAAUUGACAAGACAAAAUAGUACUGGUGGUCAGAAAAAUAAGCCUCGUGAACACAUUAUAGACUGUGGAGACAUAGUCUGGAGUCUUGCUUUUGGGUCUUCAGUUCCAGAAAAACAGAGCCGUUGUGUUAAUAUAGAAUGGCAUCGCUUCCGAUUUGGACAGGAUCAGCUACUCCUUGCCACGGGAUUAAACAAUGGUCGCAUCAAAAUCUGGGAUGUAUAUACAGGAAAGCUCCUCCUUAAUUUGGUAGACCAUGUUGAAGUGGUCAGAGACUUAACUUUUGCUCCAGAUGGGAGCUUUAUCCUUGUAUCAGUUUCAAGAGACAAAACUCUUCGCGUGUGGGACCUCAAAGAUGAUGGAAACAUGAUGAAAGUGUUGCAGGAACAUCAGAACUGGGUGUACAGCUGUGCAUUCUCUCCCGAUUCUUCCAUGCUGUGUUCAGUUGGAGCCAGUGAAACAGUUUUCCUUUGGAAUAUGGAUACAUACACCAUGAUAAGGAGACUAGAAGGGCAUCAUCAUGAUGUUGUAGCUUGUGACUUUUCUCCUGAUGGAGCUUUGCUAGCUACUACAUCUUAUGAUACUCGUGUGUAUGUCUGGGAUCCACACAAUGGGGACAUUCUGAUGGAAUUCGGGCACCUGUUUCCCCUGCCUACUCCAAUAUUUGCUGGAGGAGCAAAUGACCGAUGGGUACGAGCUGUGUCUUUCAGUCAUGAUGGACUGCAUGUUGCAAGCCUUGCUGACGAUAAAAUGGUGAGGUUCUGGAGAAUUGAUGAGGACUGUCCAGUACAAGUUGCCCCUUUCAGCAAUGGUCUCUGUUGUGCCUUUUCUACCGAUGGCAGUGUUUUAGCUGCUGGAACACAUGAUGGAAGUGUUUAUUUUUGGGCCACUCCAAGGCAAGUCCCUAGCCUUCAGCAUCUAUGUUGCAUGUCAAUCCGAAGAGUGAUGCCCAUCCAAGAAGUCCAGAAACUUCCGGUUCCUUCCAAAGUUUUGGAGUUUCUCUCCUACCGGGUUUAGAAGGAAGACUGCCUGUCCUGGUGGGGCCUAACAGACACUCUUCACAAGACAGCACCUCGAGCUUUACCAACUUAAGCGUUUGUUCUAGAAGCUCGGAAGAUUAUUUAAUUUGAUUGACUCUUCAUUUCUUUUGUUAGUUGAACUUUUAAAGUAUUAUUUAUAGACCAUAGAAAUACUUCU
This is a messenger RNA of Myodes glareolus (Bank vole), 1548 nucleotides long. Its product is annotated as WD repeat and SOCS box-containing protein 1. Gene Ontology annotation, biological process: intracellular signal transduction; protein polyubiquitination. NCBI's taxonomy places the organism in Eukaryota, Metazoa, Chordata, Mammalia, Rodentia, Cricetidae. Gene Ontology annotation, molecular function: protein binding. The record is from RefSeq and is a predicted model, not a curated record.